Delphinapterus leucas (beluga whale) is the source of this 4841-nucleotide messenger RNA. Lineage: Eukaryota; Metazoa; Chordata; Mammalia; Artiodactyla; Monodontidae. The record is from RefSeq and is a predicted model, not a curated record.
AAUGGGGACGGGAAAUAGGUUCUGUGUGCUCUCCGGGGGUAUUGUGUCAGGAGAUGCAGGCUGGCUACCAUGUGACGCGGUCCAGAGCUGAAGGGAUUGGCCGAGGCAGCGCAGGCGGUGCAGCUUGGCCGGCUUGCUGUUCCUCUCCCUUUCUCUCGCAGCAUCUUCCUGGGAGCCUGUAGGUGAAGCAGCACCACAAGCAUCCAUGGCCUAUCUUUGGGGUUAACACUUGUCUCCUUUGGCUUCAGCAUCGGACAGAGCAGAUCUCUCGACAGCAGCAGCAGCGUUGUGAGGACUUAGCUGGGACCUGGAAUCGUAUCCUCCUGUCUUUUUUCAGACUCUUUGGAAAUUAAGGAAUGCAAUUCUGCCACCAUGAUGGAAGGAUUGAAAAAACGUACAAGGAAGGCCUUUGGAAUACGGAAGAAAGAAAAGGACACUGAUUCUACAGGUUCACCAGAUAGAGAUGGAAUUCAGCCCAGCCCACAUGAACCACCCUACAAUAACAAAGCAGAGUGCGCACGUGAAGGAGGAAAAAAAGUUUCGAAGAAAAGCAAUGGGGCACCAAAUGGAUUUUAUGCGGAAAUUGAUUGGGAAAGAUACAACUCGCCUGAGCUGGAUGAAGAAGGCUACAGCAUCAGACCUGAGGAACCCGGCUCUACCAAAGGAAAGCACUUUUAUUCUUCAAGCGAAUCGGAAGAGGAAGAAGAAUCACACAAGAAGUUUAAUAUCAAGAUUAAGCCAUUGCAAGCUAAAGACAUUCUUAAGAACGCUGCAACUGUAGAUGAACUGAAGGCAUCAAUAGGCAACAUUGCACUUUCCCCAUCACCAGUGAGGAAAAGUCCGAGGCGCAGCCCGGGUGCAAUUAAAAGGAACUUAUCCAGUGAAGAAGUAGCGAGACCCAGGCGUUCCACACCAACUCCAGAACUCAUAAGCAGAAAACCUCCAGAUGACACCAUGGCACUUGCUCCCCUCUUUGGCCCACCAUUAGAAUCAGCUUUUGAUGAACAGAAGACAGAAGUUCUUUUAGAUCAGCCUGAGAUAUGGGGUCCAGGCCAACCAAUUAAUCCAAGCACAGAGUCGCCAAAGUUAACAAGGCCUUUUCCCACUGGAACACCUCCACCACUGCCUCCAAAACACGUACCAGCCACUCCACCCCGAACAGGCUCCCCCUUAACAACUGGACCAGGAAAUGACCAGGCAGCCACAGAGGUCAAAAUUGAAAAACUACCAUCAAUCAAUGACUUGGACAGCAUUUUUGGCCCUGUGUUGUCCCCCAAGUCUGUUGCUGUUAAUGCUGAAGAAAAGUGGGUCCAUUUUUCUGAUACAUCCCCGGAACGUGUUACUCCAGAGUUGACUCCAAGGGAAAAGGUGGUGUCCCCACCAGCUGCCUCAGACAACCCAGCUGACUCCCCGCCUCCGGGCCCCCCGGGCCCUCCUGGUCCCCCAGGACCUCCAAGUCCCCCUCGCAAUGUACCAUCGCCACUCAACUUGGAAGAAGUCCAGAAGAAAGUCGCUGAGCAGGCCUUCAUUAAAGAUGAUUACUUAGAAACAAUCUCAUCUCCUAAAGAUUUGGGGCUGGGGCAGAGAGCAACUCCGCCUGCCCCACCACCACCCACCUACAGGACUGUGGUUUCAUCCCCUGGACCUGGCUCGGGCAGUGGUACAGGGACCACCAGUGGUGCAUCAUCCCCUGCUCGGCCAGCCACCCCCUUGGUUCUUUGCAGCACCACGACCCCACCUCCACCUCCUCCCCGGCCUCCGUCUCGGCCAAAGCUACCUCCAGGGAAGCCUGGAGUCGGAGAUGUGCCCCGACCUUUCAGCCCUCCCAUCCAUUCUUCCAGCCCUCCUCCGAUAGCACCCCUAGCCCGAGCUGAAAGCACUUCUUCAAUAUCGUCCACAAAUUCCUUGAGUGCAGCCACCACCCCGACAGUUGAGAAUGAACAGCCUUCCCUCGUUUGGUUUGACAGAGGAAAGUUUUAUUUGACUUUUGAAGGUUCUUCCAGGGGACCCAGCCCCCUAACCAUGGGAGCCCAGGACACCCUCCCUGUUGCAGCAGCAUUUACAGAAACGGUCAAUGCCUACUUCAAAGGAGCAGAUCCGAGCAAAUGUAUCGUGAAGAUUACUGGAGAAAUGGUGUUGUCCUUUCCUGCCGGCAUCACCAGACACUUUGCCAACAACCCAUCGCCAGCUGCCCUGACUUUUCGGGUGACAAAUUUCAGCAGGUUAGAACACGUCCUGCCAAAUCCCCAACUUCUCUGCUGUGAUAAUACCCAAAAUGAUGCCAAUACCAAGGAAUUCUGGGUAAACAUGCCAAAUUUGAUGAUUCAUCUAAAGAAAGUGUCGGAACAAAAGCCCCAGGCUACAUAUUAUAACGUGGAUAUGCUCAAAUAUCAGGUGUCAGCCCAGGGCAUUCAGUCCACACCUCUGAACCUGGCAGUGAACUGGCGAUGUGAGCCGGCAAGCACCGACCUGCGCAUAGAUUACAAAUACAAUAUGGAUGCAAUGACAACGGCCGUGGCCCUCAACAAUGUGCAGUUCCUGGUCCCCAUAGAUGGAGGGGUAACCAAGCUCCAGGCUGUGCUCCCACCAGCAGUCUGGAAUGCUGAACAGCACAGAAUAUUGUGGAAGAUUCCUGAUAUUUCUCAGAAGUCAGAAAAUGGAGGAGUGGGCUCUUUAUUGGCAAGAUUUCAGUUAUCUGAAGGCCCAAGCAAACCUUCCCCAUUGGUUGUGCAGUUUACAAGUGAAGGAAGCACCCUUUCUGGCUGUGACAUUGAACUUGUUGGAGCAGGGUAUAGAUUUUCACUCAUCAAGAAAAGGUUUGCUGCAGGAAAAUACUUGGCAGAUAACUAAUAAAAUCUUAUGCAAGGAUUUGGAGGAUUCGUAUAAUGGUGAACUACUGUAUGAGAAACAGGUUUUAAUUUUGGUUUGAUGAAAACAAACCAAAAUCUGCACUUGGGGUAUAUCUGCUGGAAAUGUCAAUGACUUUCAGCAAUGAUUUCCCUCACACAAUACCAUGAUGACCAGUCCUACAGUAUUUACUUCUAGGUGUAAUAUUGUUAAUGGUUUUAAAAUGUAAUUAUUGUAUUUGUAAAUUGUACUCAUUCCAGUAAGGCAGUUAUACUUGAGUUUUAGCAUUUUACCAUUCCUGAAAUGGAUGUAAUUUAAACUGUGGUAUGUAAAUUUAAUAGUAGUACUGUUGAAUGGCACAAUGCUUACAGAGGUAGAUUGCAUUUUGUCAAUAUAUAAAAUUUAAAUAUAAUAUUGAUAGCUGUCAUAAGGGGGUGCCACACACAAAGAAAAUUCAGUGGAACCAGAAAAAAACUUCCUUUUCUUCGGUCCUUAGUAUGUUUUACUCUAGUGCUAAAUAAAAAUUCUAUCUUCAAAUAUUUAGUGGGUUAAAGUCAGAAACUAUUUCAGAAAAAAAAAUUCUAAGGUACAUGUGCAUAUUCAAAGAAAAGCAUUAAUUACCACUUUUUAAAAAGCUUUUUUUUCAAACUGCAAAUUUCAUAAAAAUGCAAACUGUGUAAACAGGCCCUCUUAUUUUUAUAACUUGUGUAAAAAGGGAAAGCAAUUCAUAUUUAAAGUUUAUGAAAUUAUAAUCAAGAGUAAAGAAGAUGUCGAAGUCUUAACUACUUCCCCCUCUCUCCACAGUUUAGCAGAUGUGGAGAUUACUGAAUAAUCAGACUAAAACAAAAAUUGUGAUUUUAAAAUUUCAAGAAUUUCCAUAGUUGAACUGGUUAACAACUUUUGCACAAUAACUCUAUACAGAGAGUGCCUCCCAUCCAGCAUGGGGAAUGGUACCAAGCAUCUUCCUCUUUACCAAUAGGAACCAAAACAUUGAGUCUAAAUAUCCCAGAAAAAAAAGGUUUUAGUCCCCUACUUAAAUCCAGAAGGAGAAUUUUAAUUGUCAUCAUUUAUAUAAUUUGGGAAGGAAAAAAUAAGCUUUAUAAAUCAAAUUCUAACCACAUUAUUGUGCAAUAAAUUUCCUUUUGGAUAAGAGUCAUUGUAUGUAACUAUAAAUCUUUGCCAUUCUUGGGGAAUCAAAAAGAGAGUUAUCAAAAAUGUAUGUUAUGAUUUCAUUGUUGCAAGGUAUAAUAAAAACUGUAAUUACUCAGUCUGGCCUCAUAAUAUGGGAAUUCGGGAUGAAGAAGCUCUUCUUCAGGGGUCCCAGUUGUAAAACCUUCCUUCAUUACAAUCUGAAAACAUGAAUUUUCCUUUAAGUCAUAGAACCUAUUUUAAACAUAAACUAAUUCCUACUCUAGGUUAUACUAUUAAAUAACUAUAAUUAUUAAGUUGUUAUAUUCAUCAUUAGUUGAUAAAUUUUAUUUUACAUUCAUUCAUGCUUGACAAAGAAGCUUUAGCCUCUUUAAAUUUUAGAAUCAAAUUAAAUUUUGGAAGUCUUACAUUUAAAAUGAGAUUGUGACAGGCAAUUGUUUAUAGUGAAACCUUUUAAAUUAAUAUUUGUACUUCUCAAUCAGUGCUUGCUACCAAGAGAAUGUUCAAAAUGGCCUGUUUUACCUUAGAAGAAAUCUUACUGUCCAAACAACUCUCAAUUGGCUCGCCAAGCAGCCUCUGAUGUUGAAGUUUUUUGAACAAGUAAGUAAUAAACUCACUUUAAGCAAAGAUAUUCAAUUUGAUUUUGUAACCACAAUAGUAAAUGCAAACUUUUAAAUCCCAUGAAACAUGGGGAAAUUUCAGACACUGAAACCGAUGGAGAGUAAGUAACAGAAAAUUGAGAAUUAUCCAGCAUAUGAAUAUAAAAAUGUGUUUUUAAGAAAUCAGUUCAUGAGAAAACAUAUUGAAUAUUAACACAAAGGCAUAUUAAAAGUGUAUAAAUAUUA